CCCACGUGACUUGAAGUGACCAAUAGAAUUCAUAUAAGACCGCCAUCUUCGUCGUCAUAGAGGGAGUUCUAAUUAUUUCGCAGCUGUUUUUUAUGAUUGAUGCUAACGAUGGUAGCUAUUCAGAAGACAUGUAUUAAGGACAUAUUUCCAUUUGAAAGAAGAUUUUCUGCAGAGGAUACUGAGAGUCUGCUGUGUUAGGGUAGAAAGAUUUAUCAACCAAUUUAUGUCUUCAGAAUGAAAGAAUAAGACUGUAAAAUUUAACGAAGACAAUGUUUCAGAAAGUGAGCAAGCAUUACAAAUGUGAUAUUUGUGGCAAACUACUUAGUACAAAAUCUAAUUUAGCUAUUCAUAGGCGCACUCAUACUGGGGAAAAGCCAUACCACUGUGAAGUAUGUGAGAAAACAUUCACUCAAAAAGCAAAUUUAAUAGAACACAAACGUACACAUACAGGAGAGAAACCAUUUCACUGUGAAAUAUGUGGAAAAUCAUUUUCUACUAAAUGUUAUAUAAAGAUACACAAACGUACUCACACAGGAGAGAAACCAUUUCAUUGUGAAAUCUGUGGCAAAACAUUUUCAGGGCGUAGUAGUGCAACAAGUCAUCGGCUUAUUCACACUGGAGAAAAACGAUACGAUUGUGAAAUCUGUGGCAAAUCAUUUUCUAAGGUUAAUAAUUUAACAAGACAUACACGUACUCACACUGGGGAGAAGCCAUACAAGUGUGAUGAUUGUGGGAAAGCAUUUUCUGAUGUGAGUGCCUGUGAAACACAUAGAGGUGUGCAUUCAAAACCUUACCACUGUGAAAUCUGUGGUAAAACAUUUUCUGUCAAAGAAUCUUUAACAGUCCACAAACGAGUUCACACUGGAGAGAAGCCAUAUCAUUGUGACAUAUGUGGGAAAGGGUUUACAAACAGUGGUACCUUAAUAAGGCAUAAACGUACUCACACAGGGGAAAAACGACACCACUGUGAAAUCUGUGGGAAAGUAUUUCCUGAAAAAUAUGUCUUAACAUUACACAAACGUAUUCACACAGGAGAGAAACCAUAUCACUGUGAAGUUUGUGGAAAAGACUUUUUUGAUAGCUGCAGCUUAAAGAAACACAUUCGUAUUCAUACUGGGGAAAAAGCAUAUCACUGUGAAAUUUGUGGUGAAGCAUUUUCUGAAAAUGGUACUUUAAAAAGACACAGACGUAUUCACACAGGAGAGAAACCAUAUCACUGUUUAAUAUGUGGAAAAGAAUUUUCACUUAAGACCAGCUUAACAAGACAUACAUGUGUUCAUACUGGAUAAAAGCCACACUAAUGUGAAAAGUGUCGGAAAGCAUUUUCUGAAAAAUCUGUCCUAUAAACACACUCAUAAUGGAGAAAAACCAUAUCAGUGUGAAGUUUGUGGCAAGGAAUUUUCCAGUAGUGGCAGCUUAAAUGGACAUAUAUGUACACACACUGGAAAGAAAGCACACCACUGUGAAGUCUCUAACUUGAGGUGUUUAAUAAGGCACAAUCGUACUCAAUCUUACCACUGACUUUUGUAGGAUAGUAUAGUAUAAAACCAUAUUGUUGUGAUAUUUGUAUUAAAGAAUUUAUGUAUAUGAAUGUUAUUAAAGUGCUAUAAAUGUUUA
This is a messenger RNA of Octopus sinensis (East Asian common octopus), 1617 nucleotides long. RefSeq names its product zinc finger protein 98-like. Gene Ontology annotation, molecular function: RNA polymerase II cis-regulatory region sequence-specific DNA binding; DNA-binding transcription activator activity, RNA polymerase II-specific. NCBI's taxonomy places the organism in Eukaryota, Metazoa, Mollusca, Cephalopoda, Octopoda, Octopodidae. Gene Ontology annotation, biological process: regulation of transcription by RNA polymerase II. The coding region runs from base 270 to 1289 and encodes 339 amino acids. The record is from RefSeq and is a predicted model, not a curated record. The transcript has 2 exons. Gene Ontology annotation, cellular component: nucleus.